AUAUCAAAUAAUGUUAGAAUGUUGGAAUGCAACUCCCGAAUUUCGUCCAAGUUUUUCAGAGCUGAAACGCAAAUUAGAAAUAAUGCUAUCUGAAUGUAGGGAAUACAUUGUAUUGGACGAGCUUGAGGAACUGGUUUACGACUACGCAUAUAACGGUACUAACGACAUCACCAAAGAAAUAUUUCCAGAAGUUGUUGAAUCUGAGGGGCCAAAUCGCAAUGUUAGCAGGAGUACCCGAGCUGGACGAACUUUAUCCGGGAAGAUGCAAACGCCAUUCGACUUCCCCUUGUGAUAAUAUAUGUAAAUACUAGUGAAGUGUGGACAUUUGUUCGUAUUUAUUUAUUGUAGAUUUGGUCAGCCACGAAUGCCUAACCCAUGGCUCGGAUUUCAUUAGGCCCUCCUCGAUUGGCCUUUUCUGGGGAACACCCGUUAUAUUUUACGCUCAGUCAACACAGCAAAAAUCUACACAUCCUCGUAAACAAUAUGUAUAAAUGUGUGCCAGGCAUAACCAACACCUAAAUUGUGAUUGAGAGUGCCAGCCCUUUUUUAAUUUCUAAAUUUAAGUUAAUAUUUUUACUGAACACGUUGCAGUUAUGCUAAUUCUUAAUACAAUAUUAACCCCAUGGUAUGCAAUAUUGAGCAAUAUGUUACUUGAACGUGUACUUAAAAAAAAAAUGGUACUAUCGAGUAUAAAUCCUCAUCAGUUAUAACUGAGAAGGAACAGGCUUAUGAGUAAUUACGCUUUGUUAAAAUGUAGUAUUUAUUUAUUUAUUAAUUAGCGAGAAUCACCUAAUCCUGAACAUCUGUCAACAACUCAUUCACCGACGAGUCAUCAAGCAGGACAAACGGAAUCAUGGAGAACGUUUGUUUCAGCAUAAGAGAUGCAAAGCCAGAUGAUUGUCCUAUAUUAAUGAAAAUGAUUACUGAACUAACAGUCUUUGAAGGUACAGAGAAGGAACUAGAAAACACAACGGAACGACUUCAGAAGGAUAUAUUUGAGCCAGAAAAAAUGGCAUCGUGUCUCGUUGCAACGUAUAAACGACCAGAAAAUGACAAAAGUGAGGUGAUUGGUUACUGCUUAUUCUACUACGGUUACAGCAUCAUGAAGGGCAAACUGGUCUACAUGGUCAACCUUUAUAUCACGGAGGAGUUUAGAGGAAGAGGAUACGGGCGAUCUUUGAUGAAGAAAGUUGCCCAGGAUGCUGUAGGAAAGGGCUGCCAGAGAAUGCAGUGGACAGUGCUAGGUUGGAAUCAGCCGGCCAUUAAACUCUACCAGUCUAUUAAUUCUAUAGAUUUAACAGCUACUAGGAAUUGUCAUGUACAUACAUUAUACAAAGAACAAUUGGUGCAGUUUGCUAAUUCGUGAAUUAAAAAUUGGUAUCACAGCUAGGAGCAUGUAAUGCAGACGUAAUGAUGCUCCCAAUCGAGACGUCAAAGUUUUGAAUUUGGGAUGGCCACUUUUUUGCUACUUUGGCAAGGCACUCGGUUGCAUUGCUUCUCUCUAUCCAAGAGUUAAGAGAACCCUACAUAGUUGGAUUGCUUGCUACUGCGCUGAAUAACGGUUGUAACUAAUUAUGUGCCGGGUGUAUUACGUACGGUACUAUUUAAUUAUAUUUGCAAUAGACCUAGCAUUGACAAAAUAUGAAAUAAUCACUAGUAACUUACUUCAUAAUUACAUUACUUUAAUCAUUUAGCUAUUAAUAUUUUAAAUGUAAUAAUUUAAUAGCUGACAAUAUAAGUAUUGUAUUUAAUGAAAUGUUAACUCGCGACUUGUGGGAAAACGUCGGAUGUAGGAAAACGUCAACUAUUAUUUACAAUAGGCCUAUAGGCCUAUUAAUGAUACUGAAGUAAUUAAAUUGCAUGCCUAGUCAUGCUUCGAUUUUAAGUAACACGUAUCAUUUAGGCCUAUGCAAUUUGUAAUUAAUUCUUUUGAAUACUGUUUUAAUAGUGAAACAAUUAAAUGCAAUGAUGUACAUAUGCAAAAACAAUAUCAUAUUAGCGCAACAUAGCUUUAAAAACAUAGCAUAUUACCAUACUAUAAUUUCGUUUUAUAUUUUUUUUUUAUUGUGAUCUGUUACCAUUUAACAAAACCUUUUUAAUGAAUAAAAGGCCAAGUAUUAUCAAAAAAUAAAUAUAAAUAAUCGCUAGAAACUAAUCUAUGGUAAAAUGUAAUAUGAUUCAAGUGUUAAAUGAGGACAUCUUAUAAAGAACACAAUUUCUGUAUGCUAAUAGAGGCCGUAGAGUAUAUUGACCCUAACGGCCGCCCAUACAAAAAAGAUAAUACAGUACCAUACCCAAUCAGCUGAGUGUUUCUACAACUCCUCAUCGGAGCUACUCCAUGCCCCACUAAACGUCUUAUUGUGAUCAAAUAUGUAUCAAGAUAUAGAAUGACUCUUUCUGCUCAAAAACAAUUAAUAAUCUACAAGAGCUCGGUUUAUUAGUAUUUAUGGCUUUAAAGAAAUUAUUUUCUUUUAAACGUAGGCCUACAUGAUUUUCCAAUCUACUUGUGCCUAAUAUGGUAUAGUUAGGCCUAUAUGUAAAACUAUUACCAUUGGUGAUAGAGUAUAGCCUACGUGUUGCUUCCAUUAUAAUGUUGUUUAAAGACGUGGGGCCAUAUUCUUUAUAAUAAACAUGGCUCACCAUGACAUUACUGACUCCUUAUUAAUUCAUUAAAUUGCACUGUCAUCUA
Messenger RNA from Anneissia japonica, 2689 nucleotides. Its product is annotated as diamine acetyltransferase 2-like. NCBI's taxonomy places the organism in Eukaryota, Metazoa, Echinodermata, Crinoidea, Comatulida, Comatulidae. The record is from RefSeq and is a predicted model, not a curated record. The transcript is spliced from 2 exons. Bases 854 to 1366 code for a protein of 170 amino acids. Gene Ontology annotation, molecular function: N-acetyltransferase activity.